Messenger RNA from Quercus lobata, 1960 nucleotides. RefSeq names its product sugar carrier protein C-like. The transcript has 4 exons. Gene Ontology annotation, molecular function: monosaccharide transmembrane transporter activity. The record is from RefSeq and is a predicted model, not a curated record. Gene Ontology annotation, cellular component: membrane. Bases 141 to 1703 code for a protein of 520 amino acids. Lineage: Eukaryota; Viridiplantae; Streptophyta; Magnoliopsida; Fagales; Fagaceae. Gene Ontology annotation, biological process: monosaccharide transmembrane transport.
UCUAUGUCUAUAUAAACACUAGCUAAACCAGUUUAGGAGAUCCAUCUUCUUCCCUUUUGACCUAGUAGGCGGUUUUUGGUCACUCUCUUUCUCUCUAUAUUUUUUGUAAAUUUCGAAGUGAACAAAAAAACACAGCGAGAAUGCCUGCAGUUGGAGGAAUUCCCACGGGCCCUGGCAAGGAGUACCCCGGAAACCUCACUCCCUAUGUCGUCGUAACGUGUGUCGUUGCAGCUAUGGGGGGUUUGAUUUUCGGUUACGAUAUAGGAAUUUCUGGUGGGGUCACGUCUAUGGACCCUUUCUUGCUCAAGUUUUUCCCAGAGGUUUAUCGGUCGAAGCAUAAUGAUUCGUCGAACAACCAGUACUGCCAAUACAACAGUGAGACUUUAACGAUGUUCACAUCGUCGUUGUAUUUGGCUGCUCUUCUUUCAUCACUUGUGGCAUCCAUUGUGACACGUAAACUUGGACGAAAACCGUCUAUGUUGUUUGGUGGUCUGCUCUUCUUCGCCGGUGCUCUUCUCAAUGGCUUUGCCCAAGCUGUGUGGAUGUUGAUUGUGGGCCGUAUACUUCUUGGUUUCGGUAUUGGGUUCGCUAAUCAGUCUGUGCCACUCUACCUAUCUGAAACGGCUCCAUACAAGUACAGAGGUGCUCUCAACAUUGGGUUCCAAUUGUCCAUCACAGUUGGUAUCCUCGUUGCCAAUGUGUUGAACUACUUCUUUGCCAAGAUUGAAGGUGGUUGGGGAUGGCGUUUGAGUUUGGGUGGUGCCAUUGUCCCUGCAAUUAUAUUAACAGUGGGUUCAUUGUUUCUUCCUGAUACCCCGAACUCCUUGAUUGAACGUGGUAAAAUGGAGGACGCCAGAGAAAAACUUAAGAGAAUUAGGGGUCUUGAAAAUGUUGAUGAGGAAUUCAAUGACCUUGUCAUGGCUAGUGAAUUAUCAAAGCAAGUGGAACACCCUUGGAGAAACUUGUUACAAAGAAAAUAUAGGCCACACAUGGCUGUUGCCACCCUGAUUCCCUUCUUUCAACAACUCACUGGCAUCAAUGUGAUCAUGUUCUAUGCACCUGUCUUGUUUAACACCAUUGGGUUCGGAGACAAUGCUUCACUGAUGUCUUCUGUGAUCACUGGCCUUGUUAAUGUUAUUGCAACCCUUGUUUCAAUCUAUGGUGUUGAUAAAUGGGGAAGGAGAUUCCUCUUCCUUGAGGGUGGAGCUCAAAUGCUUGUCUGCCAGAUCAUUGUUGCAGCUUGCAUUGGUGCUAAAUUUGGAAUAGAUGGUAAUCCUGGUGAAUUGCCCAACUGGUAUGCAAUUGUUGUGGUGCUCUUCAUUUGCAUCUAUGUUGCUGCAUUUGCAUGGUCUUGGGGUCCUCUUGGCUGGUUGGUGCCUAGUGAAGUUUUCCCACUCGAAAUUCGAUCAGCUGCUCAGAGUAUCAACGUGUCAGUGAACAUGGUUUUCACAUUUAUUGUUGCUCAGAUCUUCUUAAAUAUGCUGUGCCAUUUGAAGUUUGGGCUAUUCCUUUUCUUUGCCUUCUUUGUGCUGGUAAUGACCAUAUAUAUCUACUACUUCUUGCCUGAGACAAAGAAUAUUCCAAUUGAAGAGAUGAACCAAGUAUGGAGGUCUCAUUGGUUCUGGGCCAAAUUCAUGACUGAAGAAUUCUCUAAUGGAAACGUGGAGAUGCUCAAGGGAGGCCAGGCUCUUAAAAAUGUCUAAUUGGAUCCAAUAAUUAAAAAAAAAAAUACAAGCCCAACUCGAGACCCGAAAGCCUCAAAAAACUGUGCAGAUUUCGGCCGGGAUUGGUUUCCAACUAGCUUUGGUUGUAGGGACUACAUCAAUAUUCUUUUGGAAUCCCAUUUAAUAUUUUGCAAGACUAAAUUAUAGCAAAACUCCCACAUCCUACUUAAGGAGCAUUUGAUUGUACUCUCCACAAAAAUUCAUACGUGCAUAUUGUACUCUCCCACAUCCUAUUU